AUGGGUAUUAAAGGACUUCACGGGCUUCUCAAGUCGAUUCAAAAACCAUGUCACAUUAAGAAUUUCAGUGGGCAAACACUUGGAGUUGAUGCAUAUGGAUGGCUGCACCGAGGAACUGUUGCUUGUUCGGUAGAUCUGGUCUUGGAUAAUCCUACUAAGAAACACAUUGAUUUCGUUCUCAACCGAGUCCGCAUGCUUCUUUUCUUUGGGGUUAAACCAUACCUCGUCUUUGAUGGCGAUAAUCUACCUAGCAAGGCAGGCACCGAACAGGAUCGCCACAGACGACGUCAGGAAAGCAAGGCCCUUGGGCUGGAGCUACAACGGAAGGGACGGAUGCCAGAAGCUUACCAGGAGUUCCAAAAGGCCGUUGAUGUGACACCCUACAUGGCCCGCCAGUUAAUUGAAGAACUGAAGCAAAUGAAUGUGCAGUAUGUGGUGGCCCCGUACGAGGCAGAUGCACAGCUGGUGUACCUGGAGCAACAGGGCGACAUUGAUGGAAUCAUAUCCGAGGACUCAGAUCUGCUUGUCUUUGGUGCAAAGCGGUUGCUUUCGAAGCUGGACCAGCAUGGGGAAUGCAUUGAGAUAAACCGCGCUGAUUUUACUGCUUGCCGCGAGGUCAGCUUGGUUGGUUUCAGUGAUCUGGACUUCAGAAACAUGUGCAUUUUGAGCGGUUGUGAUUACUUGGCAAAUAUUCCCAAGCUAGGGCUAAAGACUGCCUACCGGAUCAUUCGCAAACAUCGAAGUGUUGAAAAAGCCCUGCGCAUGCUCCAAUUUGAAGGCAAUUUUCGCGUCCCAGCCGACUACCUUGCCAAUUUCAAACAGGCCGAGUUGACCUUCCUUUACCAACGGGUCUUCUGUCACAAAUCUCAAAGCCUCGUGACUUUGACACCACCUGACAAUGAUGUCAAUUUGGCCGCACUGCCAUAUAUUGGUGCGGACAUGGAGCCGGAAAUUGCCACUGGGGUUUCUCGUGGCGAUCUGGAUCCAACCACUAAGGAACCAAUCAUCUUGAAGCCACUAUUCGCAGGUAGAUGGACCCUUGGCAUCAAUCGCCGUCAGACACUGGGUACUUCUUCCGAGUUGAAGCCAAAGAAGUCCAUCAACUCAUUCUUUACCCCAAAGAGGACACCGCUGGCGGAGCUGGACCCUAACAGCCUAACUCCGUCUCCGAGCCAGCAACGUCUCCUAGAGCGCAAUGAAAACAACAGCUGGCAGGCCAAUGCAGCGCCCUUCCGCUCCAACUCAGUCAGGUCCACACCUCUCAGGGCCUUUUCUGACCAAGGCCUCAGCCCUAUGGUUCGGAGUGUGGAACGCUCAUCUUUUCUGGCCAAGAGUGCAAGAGCGUCGACCUUGCAGUCCACAAAGCGGCAGAGACUCUGCUCUGAGGUUGAAGGGGAUUCUCUACCUGCUUGCCUCCCUGCUCGCAGUCGGUUCUUUGCUCCUACUUCUGAACAAUCUAGCCCUAGCGGCCAAAAGCUCUGUCGGUCAAAACGGUCACGCAAAUCAACGAUCGGCGUUUUCUCUGAUGAAAUAGCAGAAGACAUAAUGUCCAACAUUCCUGAUCCUAGUACUCCUGCUGCCCCUGGGCCUGCUGAGUCUAGACCCGAGAGCAACCUUGAGAUAUCUGGCAAGUCCAGUGAAGUUGAAACCUCUUCCAGCCCUACUUCCAAAAAGCCCCUGAUUACAGGAAAUGUCGAAGGAUCUCAUAAUAACACUGGGGAUACCACACCGAACUCUCCAGGUUUCAAUCAGGCUCUUGACUAUCACGUUGAUCGGCAAAACACGAAUGUACUUUCCAAGUUUACUUUUCAAGCAGGGCCAAGGCCCAAAACAACCGCAGCAACUUCUAUCAUGACCAGGAUUCCUGCGAUACAGACCUCAACACCCUCGACCCCCAAAAGCCCAGCUGCGAUUGCACGGAGCAAUGUUUUUCAACGACGCCUAACACCGCUCCAGCGGAUGGGACAGUCCGCUCUCAGUCGGUCCAACAGCAUCAAUAUUCCUAAUAAACUCCGGGAUGCUCAAGCUGCUGAACCUCGGACUGAAUUUUCUUCUCCUGUCAUAAAGGGAUCCUCACUUUCAGGAACCCAAGGUAGCGAAGACCUUAUUAUCCCAGACAGUGAGGAUGAAGAUGACGAUGACGAGCCCAGCACAGGGCACUCAACUACUCUUGAUCUCAAACGCUUUUCUUUCGCCACAAAUUAG
Messenger RNA from Penicillium vulpinum, 2205 nucleotides. RefSeq names its product putative exonuclease. Gene Ontology annotation, cellular component: nucleus. Bases 1 to 2205 code for a protein of 734 amino acids. Gene Ontology annotation, biological process: mismatch repair; DNA double-strand break processing; DNA recombination. Gene Ontology annotation, molecular function: 5'-3' DNA exonuclease activity; protein binding; 5'-flap endonuclease activity. The record is from RefSeq and is a predicted model, not a curated record. The transcript is spliced from 3 exons. NCBI's taxonomy places the organism in Eukaryota, Fungi, Ascomycota, Eurotiomycetes, Eurotiales, Aspergillaceae.